Messenger RNA from Lobosporangium transversale, 3663 nucleotides. RefSeq lists its product as hypothetical. The transcript has 2 exons. Lineage: Eukaryota; Fungi; Mortierellomycota; Mortierellomycetes; Mortierellales; Mortierellaceae. Gene Ontology annotation, cellular component: cytosol; nucleus; perinuclear region of cytoplasm. Gene Ontology annotation, molecular function: GTPase activator activity; small GTPase binding. Gene Ontology annotation, biological process: activation of GTPase activity; nucleocytoplasmic transport. Bases 272 to 3562 code for a protein of 1096 amino acids. The record is from RefSeq and is a predicted model, not a curated record.
CCAUUGUAAGGUCUGGUAUCAUAUCUCUACACCGCCAUUCAAGAGCACUUCCAUCCACAACAAUGCCACCACGCCUUCAACCGAUAGACACAAAAGGGCAGUACUCUUGGAUGAAAGUAUAGCCAGUGGACUCUGUGGACCACAAGUGGCGAAGCUGAAAAAUAAAAAGAAAAAGGUCGACUGCGUGCAUGCAACUGUUGCUCAGAGAAAAGAAGGAGGGGUCUUUGCAUCUUGUCAACAUUCCUCCCUCAUCCUUCGAAUCAGCACCGAGAUGGCAGAACUUCAAUACCAACGAUUCCGAAAGGGCAACAUCGUUGAAGAAGUUUGUGUUAAAACUGCUUCUACCAAUGCAACCAAUGACUGCCCGCCAUGCUUUGUGCAUUUGCAAGACAUUCGAGAUGUGUUUCCGGAUGCACUGCGCUUCAAGCUGAAUGAGCAUCCCAUCCCAUUCCUUUCAGAUGCCGAUGGUAACAGAAUCGAGCCCCCGCGUAUUACAUUCUAUCCUGACAAGAUCCUGGACGUCAUUACAGAAGUGCCACAGCCCUGCAACAGCAACAACAACAGCAAUAGCAGCAGCAGUAGCAAUGCUGCCGUCCAUUUGCCGACAUUGAGAGAGUCGAAAAAUCCAGAAUUCCAAAAUCUUCUUUUGUCAUUAUCAAACUUUGUUCAACCUGCCAACUCAUCGCUUACUCUUCAUAACAACGAGAAUUUUAGCUCACAUUUUGAAGAACUUAGGGGGCUGCUGUUGGAGGCCAGAGAGAAAGAUGACAAGAUGCUUACACUACAAGACAACAUACUUGGAAUUCAAGCCAAGAUGUUUGAACUGCAGUUGGAGGUGAAUAGACUGCAGUUGGAGGCCAAGGAGAAGGACGACGAAAUGCUUGAAAUGCAGAAGAAGACUCUUAACCUGCAGCAACAAGCACUCGACAGACUUGCCAUCCUUCAAAAGAAAGCUGAAGCUAUCCUUGUCCAGAACUUUGAGCUGCACGAGUAUCCAAUUCCUCGACUGUUUAUCAUUUUACCUGUCGAUCGUACCAAGUGGGAUCCAAUGAAUAUCCUGAGGAACAAGAUCCAUCUUCAUUUCUUAUGCGAACAUGGGGAUUACACCGCAAAGGCAGAUAAGAGCUUUCAGGAUCAACUCCAUCUUGCCAGACACGAAGGAUAUGAGAUCCGAAGCAGCACAGAGUUCUUUCAAAAGUAUGGAAAGUACAUGAUCAUCCUUUUGCAAUGGUUGAAGUUGGGAAUGGGAACACCUUCAGGUGCUUCUCUGACACCAGUCCCAAAUCUUCUCGCUGCCGGCAUUGCUUACUCCAUUAAGUAUAUGGAGCAGCUCUCUAAAGAAAACCCGGCUCUGAAGAACAUCAACACAAUCGAUGACUUUGAGGUACUUGAAGGAGCAGAUCUUCGUCAACUGAGCAAACUCCUUCAAACCAAAGAUGAAGACAAGCAGUUUGGCAAUUUGUACAGGAUUACGACGGAAACAGGCCAUAUCAGAUGGGUUUGUGUCGACCAUUACCGCUCGACAUAUAGGGAGAGUGAACAAAAAGCGCUUGAAAAUGUAGUGGAGGUGAACGGUGGCAAGUAUGACUCGCACCUUGGCAAAGUCAUUAUCAAAUUGAGAUCCAGAACCACAGCAGGAGAAUUCUACAAUGCUCUGACCAAUGCAAAACAUGUGUACGAGAUGGAUAUCACAUUAUUCUGGGAUUGGACCCAGACAGACCUUGAAGCAUUAGAGAAAGCUCUAAGAGUAUCGAAUGUAUCGGUUCUUCGACUUGAUCUUUGGAGGUCUCAAGAAAGUACUACAAGGAAACUACUUUCAGCAUCCACACGAUAUGAGAUGCUUGUUCGCAUCAUAUCACUUCGCAGAAUGAAGUCAAUCUGUAUUGUACUAUCUUCGGAUCUGAUUAAGUUUUCGAAUUUACCAAGAGGAAAACCGCCACAUCUUCAUGAGUUAUCCUUUGAGAUAAAGCUUCGGAAGAUCGGAACUAGCGAUUUCCGAAUAUUUGUAGAUUCACUCAAGACCGAUGUGGCCUUGACUACUUUGGACUUAUGUGGCAACUCAAUUGGAAUAGACGGAGUUCUGGCACUCUCAGAGGCACUCAAGACAAACAAGACUUUGACAAACUUGGACUUGGGAAGGAAUAUUUUUGGGAAGGAAGAAGCUCUGGCACUCUCGGAGGCACUCAAGACAAACAAGGCUUUGACAAACUUGGACUUGUACGACAACGCAAUUGGGGAUCAAGGAGUUAUGGCACUCUCAGAGGCACUCAAGACAAACAAGGCUUUGACAGCUUUGAACUUGAAAAGUAAUUUUAUUGGGAAUGAAGGAGCUCAGGCACUAUCAGAGGCACUCAAGACAAACAAAGCUUUGACAAACUUGAACUUGUCCCACAACUCAAUUGAGAAAGAAGGAGCUCUGGCACUCUCGGAAGCACUCAAGACAAACAAAGCUUUGACAAACUUGGACUUGUACGACAACUCAAUUGAAAAAGAAGGAGCUCUGGCACUCUCGGAAGCACUCAAGACAAACAAAGCUUUGACAAACUUGGAUUUUAGAUGGAACUCAAUUGGGAAGGAAGGAGCUCUGGCACUCUCGGAAGCACUCAAGACAAGCAAAGCUUUGAAAAACUUGGGCUUGCGCGGCAACUCAAUUGGGAAUGAAGGAGCUCAGGCACUAUCAGAGGCACUCAAGACAAACAAGAUUCUGACAACUUUGGACUUGAGAAACAACUCAAUUGAGAAAGAAGGAGCUCAGGCACUCUCAGAGGCACUCAAGACAAACAAGGCUUUGACAAACUUGGAUUUUGGAUGGAACUCAAUUGGGAAUGAAGGAGCUCAGGCACUAUCAGAGGCACUCAAGACAAACAAAGGUUUGACAAACUUGAACUUGUCCUACAACUCAAUUGGGAAGGAAGGAGCUCUGGCACUCUCGGAAGCACUCAAGACAAACAAAGCUUUGACAAACUUGGACUUGUACGACAACUCAAUUGGGAAUGAAGGAGCUCUGGCACUCUCGGAAGCACUCAAGACAAACAAAGCUUUGACAAACUUGGACUUGUCCUGCAACUCAAUUGAAAAAGAAGGAGCUCUGGCACUCUCGGAAGCACUCAAGACAAACAAAGCUUUGAAAUACUUGGGCUUGAGCGGCAACUCAAUUGGGAAGGAAGGAGCUCUGGCACUAUCAGAGGCACUCAAGCCAAACAAAGCUUUGACAAACUUGGACUUGUCCCACAACUCAAUUGAGAAAGAAGGAGCUCUGGCACUCUCGGAAGCACUCAAGACAAACAAAGCUUUGACAAACUUGGACUUGUACGACAACUCAAUUGGGAAUGAAGGAGCUCUGGCACUCUCGGAAGCACUCAAGACAAACAAAGCUUUGACAAACUUGGACUUGUACGACAACUCAAUUGGGAAUGAAGGAGCUCUGGCACUCUCGGAAGCACUCAAGACAAACAAAGCUUUGAAAUACUUGGGCUUGAGCGGCAACUCAAUUGGGAAUGAAGGAGCUCUCGCACUCUCAGAGGUGCGCAAGACAAAUAAAAAUUUAUUUUUGGGCUUGUAAUAUUGAAGUGAAAAGUGGCUCUAUUUGAGAUACUCAACCCAAGUAUAUACAAAUAUGGCAUUGCUCGGAUUACAUGGGGUUUUGCACUACUAAUAGGAAAU